This is a messenger RNA of Ceutorhynchus assimilis (cabbage seed weevil), 4300 nucleotides long. The record is from the annotation of a GenBank genome assembly. Lineage: Eukaryota; Metazoa; Arthropoda; Insecta; Coleoptera; Curculionidae.
GCUGCAUUUACCAUUUAGCCACAUGUAGUUGGUAUGAUGCACACAUACAACAAAAAGACAAGCAAGACAUGAAGCAAAAGCCUUUUCUCCCUAACUUAAAAAAUGAAAUGUAAAAUAACUUCCCCCUUUGUUCUUUCUCCACUAAUUUUAAAUCGGAUCGUGGACUGAAAAAUGAAUUUGCGGGUGUAGUGGAGGUCGAAAUAAUUCAGAAUCCACAAUGUUGUGUUCUUGGUUUUGUUAUAUGAAAGUAGUUCUUUGAGAAGAGCAACAGGAUCCAGGAAAGUUAAGCAGUGCGAAGUGAUGGUGCAGAGUAGAAAAAUUCGAUAAUCCAAUCAUGUUACUUACUGUCCUGACCAAAAUAAUGAUUUUUUAUGUACCUAGAGGAAAAGGAAAAUGAUCUGAUGGUGGGCUUUUAAUGAUGUCCAGUGUUGUGGCUCUUAAUAGUGUCAAUCCCCUAAAAAUGCCAAUGUCGAGAACCCAACUUUUUCCCUCUCAUGCCCAAUAUAUACAAGAAGGCGGAGGUGGUAAUUUGCCUCCUUUAAAACAAGGUUCUGCCAAGGAACAAAGCCCAGCAGUAACCUCAGCAACUAGUUCUGUCAAUUCAGCUAUUCUUCCAGAAUUAAAUGUAGCAUCAUUAGGACUACAGUGCCUAAAUCGGGGAAACAUGUCUUCAUCUCUGAAAUCUUCCCAAACGAGUCUCAUAUGUGUUACUGGAAAUGAGUGUAAGCCUCGUACUAUGGUCACAACACCAGAACAAGUAAUGAAAUUGUACAUGAAUAAACUAACACCUUAUGAACAUCAUGAAAUAUUCAACUAUCCCCAAAUUUAUUUCAUUGGUGCAAAUGCCAAGAAACGCCCAGGUAUAAUAGGAAAUCCAAAUAAUUGUGACUAUGACAAUGAUCAGGGGUCCUAUAUUCACAUUCCCCAUGACCACGUAGGAUAUCGGUAUGAAGUUCUAAAAGUUAUUGGCAAAGGGUCUUUUGGACAAGUAGUUAAAGCUUAUGACCACGCAAAUCAUAUGCAUGUCGCUUUGAAAAUGGUCCGUAAUGAAAAGAGGUUCCAUAGACAAGCCCAAGAGGAAGUGAGAAUUCUGGAGCAUUUACGGAAACAAGACAAAGACAAUACAAUGAACAUAAUACAUAUGUUAGAUUCAUUCACUUUUCGAAAUCAUAUGUGCAUCACUUUCGAAUUACUUUCAAUAAAUUUAUAUGAACUUAUUAAGAAAAACAAAUUCAAAGGCUUCAGUUUGCAACUUGUCAGAAAAUUUUGUCAUUCAUUGCUACUGUGCCUUGAUGCAUUAAAUCGUAACAAAAUAAUACAUUGUGAUAUGAAACCAGAAAAUGUUCUUUUGAAGCAACAAGGGAGAAGUGGACUUAAGGUUAUAGACUUUGGAUCAUCAUGCUACGAACAAAACCGGGUAUACACCUACAUACAGUCGCGAUUCUAUAGGGCACCAGAAGUCAUUUUAGGAGCCCGCUAUGGAAUGCCAAUUGAUAUGUGGUCAUUAGGCUGCAUUUUGGCAGAACUUUUGACUGGAUUUCCUUUACUGCCUGGUGAAGACGAAGCAGAUCAAUUAGCUUGUAUAAUAGAAUUAUUAGGAUUGCCCCCACAAAGGCUUUUGGACCAAUCAAAAAGGGCAAAAAAUUUCAUUAGUUCAAAAGGCAUACCAAGAUACUGCAAUUGUUCAACUAUAGGUGAUGGAACUGUAGUACUUUCUGGCGGCCUAAGUCGUAGGGGUAAACCUAGAGGACCUCCUGGGGCUAAAGACCUAAAGAGAGCCCUGAAGGGUUGCGAUGAUCCAUUAUUCCUAGAUUUUAUAAAAAGAUGUCUUGAAUGGGACCCUGACGUAAGAAUGACACCUGUUCAAGCCCUUCGUCAUGCGUGGCUGAGAAGACGACUGCCUCGACCGCCAGGAGAAAAAGUUGACCCGAGUAGUGCUAAUGUCUCAAGAAGUGGAUCGACUGGUGGUCCAAGAACUCCAAAAACUCAGCUGCAGCAACAGGGUUCAUUGGGCGACGGAAAUGCAUGACGCGGUAGAUGCUACUUUUUUAUCGCUAUCAUUUUGAAAGUUGAAUUAACAGUCAGAAAAGGUGAUGUUUGAUGGCACUUUAGACUAUCUAGCGUUUUGUACAGUUCCUGCGUCGAAAUGGGGUAUAGAAAAUACCAUGUAUGAACUGUUUUUUAAAUUAAUUGUUGUGUGGAUUGUUGGGCUUUUUGUAAGCUUUUAUUUGUAUGUGAUUUUUUUUGUAAAAUGUGUAAAGUACUUAAGUAUGUUCUGUUUGUUUCAAACCUGCUAUGGUAUCCAGGAAAGAUCACCUACGGGGUUGCCCAUUUUUCAUGUUUGAAUGGGUUGUACCUAUUGAAGACCAGCGGAGAUAUUAAAAAUCUUUAAGCUAACUCAAAGCGUUUGAAAAAAAUUAGGAAAAUGAUUUUGUUUUUUUGAGAAAUAUUAAACAUAAAUCUAUGAUGAUUCAAAUCAAUUCAAGGGAAGGGGUGUCCUAUUUGAAAAAAGACAAUUUUGGUGUGUACCUGUUCCAAAGUUAGGAAACUUUAAAAAUCGCCCAUUAUUUCCUGAACGCAUCAAGUAAGUCCUGAUUUGUUUUCAUCUUUUUUAUAUUCUUAUAUAAAGAACAAGGAGCUCGAACAUGCUCUCCCAGGUUUUUGAUAUCUCUUCUGGUGGCCCAAUACAACAUCGAAAAUGGUACAAGAAUGCAAGACUUAGUAAUAUGUACACACAAAAAAAAACACCCCUAUUCCUUGCCAUAUUCAUGUCUCUAUACAUUUUAUCAUUAGACGACUCGAAUGGAAUAUUAGGAAAAAAUUAUAAUUUUGACGAUUUCUUAUUACAUAUUCAAUAUAAGCAACGUUACGUACUCACUUACGUAAAAUGUUAUGAAGGUUUUUCUGUUUUUUAUUUUAUUUUCAAAUGAGUUUUCAAACUAUCGAGAGCGCGUACUUUAUUUCUUAAACGUUUCCAUUGACACACAACCCUAAUAUAUGAGCAAAGACAAAAACAAUUAGUUAAAUGACAUGUUUGAACGUACUUGAUUUAGGAUUGAGCAUAACGGCACGUACACAAUGAUAUGCACAGAUAUGCUUUCGUGUACAUACUAUAAGUUUUAGUAUAAUUCCACAUUUUAGUCGAUUGUUUUCAUUGAAGUUGUUCAGAUACAGGUUGUAUUUUUAACCAAUAUAAGCUCAUUAUUUGUAUUUUUUGUUUUUUUUUCUAUUAUUCUUAUAACUUUGUAUUGAAUUCUGAUUUAGAUUUUGUUUCGUUUUUGCACAUCGGCGCGUGUUUUGAAACUUGCAUAUUGUACUGCUACCACCUUGUUUGCGAGGAUUUAUAUGCGUAAAGGCCCCGCGCGCACUAGCCUUGAAUGGUUUCAGUGGUUUUAUUUAUUUAUUUCCAUCGUCACUGGCAUACCAAAAUUGUAAAUUGUUUUGUUUUAUUUUUCUGGAAAUAAAUAAAUAUUGUAUUGUAUUGUAUCUAAAACCUACAAUGGUUGUUAGGUUUGAUUGACAAAUUUUAACUUCGAUAAUGUGUUAGAGAGGCUGAGUUCAUGAAUCUCAAGUAUUAUUAUUUAAGAGUACACAAAUUGUAUAAAAAUAGUAACUUUUUUAUAGAAUUAAGUAGUUUGAAAUUUUUCAUAAUCUUUCAUAAUCAACUUUUAAAACAAAACUGGGCCAAACAUAGGUCAUUUUAACAUUAUUUUAAAGUUGAUAUGAAAGUGUCUUGGUUUGAGUUUCAAAUAUUUGCCUCGCUAUAGGAGUUUUUUAUAUGAUGCUUCACCUACUAUGUAUAUAUUCCUUCCUUCAUUAUUUAUUGAACAUAAUGCAUUAUUCAUAAAACAUAAAUGUCACAAGGUUGGGAUUAAGAAACAAAUUUUUGUUAUAUUAUAUCGAAAAGUGUUUCUUUAAUAAUUGCUUUGACCUGUCCAUUCUUGACUGAAUUUUUUAGGUUAAGCAAAAAUUAUACUUGGCAAAAGAAACAUACUCACUUAUCUUAUUGAUUCUGAUGUUUAGAGUUGCUAAAUAACAAUUAUAAAACUUCUUAUAACUUCAACUGCUUUUAUUGGCAUUUAAAAUGUAUACUGGUCAACUUUCAAAUGUCAAUAUCACCAUUAUGGAACUUCAAAAUCUGUACAGGGUUGUUCCGUAUAUUUAGAUAGCAUAUAGCUCGCUUAUGAAGCAAGAUAGAAAAAAAAAUGUAAGUACAAAGUAAAUAGGAAUAGAGAACGAGAAGCGCUAUAAAAUACAACUUUUAAAUAUACAGAGUUCAUCCAAAGGAUGUGACAUGCAC